GUGUAUUCCGGAAAAGGUUUUUUCAAAGAGACCACGUUUGUCCAACUCUUAAUUUUUUAUGUUUGUAUGGAAAGCUGUUUUGAAUUUGCAAGUUAGGCAAUGCUUUUAUGCUUUUGUUAUAUAUGGCCUAGUUGGGCAAAGUCUUGGAAUGGUCAUACUAGGCCUUACCUUUUGAGAAAAGAAUUAUUGAGACAAACUAAAAGAAUAUCAUUCAAAGUUUCAGCAGUCAACUUUGUAAGAGCCACGGAUGAGAUAACAGUGAAGAAGCCAUAUUCUAUACAAGACCAUAACCGUUCCAACGUCGAAGGAAAACAGAUAACAGGAGUAAUGGAUGAAACAGCGUCGUCCUUCUUUAUGAAUCUUAGACCUAAGAGACUUCUAAUCUGGUUGGGUGCAACAACCUCAUUAUGGUACCUUCGUCCUUUCUUUGGAGUAUUGUUUGGAACUUUUGUAUUGAGUUACGUCGCAAACAGCUUUGUUUCCUGGUCUCAGAAGAUUUCAAAGCAACGAUUUCCAAGAAGAUGGGCUGUUCUAUUUUUCUAUGCAAUGAUAAUAUCAGUUAUAAGCAGUUUUAGUUUAUUGACAGUUCCUCGAGUGAUAAAGGAAGGACAAUAUUUCAUUAGAACUAUCGAGUCUGCGAAUCCUUAUGUGUUUAUUGCAGAUAGCAUUCGAAAAUCAGUUGGAGAUGAUCUCAGUAGUAAAUUGGAGUCACUAUUAAUAGGUCCUUCUGAGUUAUUUUCCAAUGAACUUGAAAAGCCUUUAUACUCUUCAGAAGAAGAGGCAACUACGGAGAGCAAACGAGAUAAGAAGGCAGUCUCUGGCUAUAAGAAAGCUGGAGCCAUUCUUAAUGACAAGGCCUUGGUAGAGAAAAAGCUAUCAGUUUCUAGUACGGAUGCUUGGACAGAAGAAAGGUCGAGAAGACUUGGUAUUCUAUUACAAAAAUCAGUGAAGCAUCAUGUUGCUGCAGCUGUGUCAUUGACCACAAAGAUACUUCGAGAAAGUACUAAAAUACUAUUUAAAGCUUUGGUUUCAUUGGUCUUUUCAUUUCUUAUAGUUUGGGACCUUCCAAAGAUAGCUCGUGGAGUUGGAUCAUUGAAGCGUUCCAAGAUAGGCCCUGCUUUCAUGGAAGUUGCGCCACAUAUUGGUGAGUUUGGAGUUAUAUUUGGAAAGUCAUUUGAAGCACAACUGAUUAUUGCUUUAUCUAAUACAACGUUGACUUCGUUGGGAUUGAUGUUUCUUAGAAUACCUGGCAUAGGCUUCCUUUCCUUUAUUGUACUCAUUUGUUCUUUUAUUCCAGUAGUAGGAGUUUUUAUAUCAACCUUUCCUAUGAUCGUAGUUGCAAUUAGUGAAUACGGUAUUCAAAAGAUGGCUUCAGUCGUUUCUAUGGUCAUUAUUGUUCAUCUCAUCGAAGCCUAUGUGCUUAAUCCACAAAUAUAUUCGGUACAUCUGAAGCUACAACCACUGUUAGUGCUAAUAGUACUUUAUAUUUCAGAACACAUUGCAGGAGUUUCUGGUUUGAUACUUGGAGUUCCGUUAUUAGUAUAUAUCCUUCGAUUGCUCGAAUGUCCACAAGAGGAGGAUUCACACUUUCCUCAAAAUGAGAAAUAAAGAACGGAUUGGGAUUUCAAGUUGGCCAUUGUGAAUCAAACAACACGUUGACGACGACCUUGGAAAGCUUAUCAGAUGACUGUCUCGUUGAAAUAUGCGUACAACUUGUGUUCAGAG
Messenger RNA from Galdieria sulphuraria, 1725 nucleotides. RefSeq lists its product as uncharacterized. Gene Ontology annotation, biological process: transmembrane transport. The coding region runs from base 100 to 1608 and encodes 502 amino acids. The record is from RefSeq and is a predicted model, not a curated record. The transcript has a single exon. NCBI's taxonomy places the organism in Eukaryota, Rhodophyta, Bangiophyceae, Galdieriales, Galdieriaceae.